CGUCUGACAAAUGUCAAUUGUCGUAAUGUUAUCGUUUGUAAAUUUUUUUGGUUAGUUGGAGUGUAGGCUCAAACGGUUUUUUAAUAAAUAUCACUAUUAUCAGUUUGAAUAAUUCGAUGCUUUGCUCCUAAGACUAACCGGCAAAAUGACCUCACCUCAUAAAGGACCCAAGCCUAAUUCGGUUCAGGAUAUUAAGGAUAAGGGAGAAAAUUUCGAGUUUUCUGUUGAUAUCACAGGCCAGACGGUUAUAAUCCAUUGCAAAGAGGGUACUCAUAGUCAUGGCAGUUCUAAAGUAAAAUUGACUGAUUGGAUCGACUACAACUGGGAAUUUCGAUACUACCAUGGUCAUCUUAUUGCAGCCCACAUAGGUGGAAAGGUUGUCGCUUAUGGAAUGAAAGUCAAAGAUGGCGGCAAUGUCAGGGUUAUGAAUCAAGAAACGAAUCAGAAAGUUCUGAUUAAGAAUAUGAAGGAGGAUAUCAAAGAUGUAUCUUUUGCUUUUUCUAGGGAUGACAUCAUAUUAGGUUGUGUCGAUAGUGAAGGGAAUAUAUUGGUUUAUCAAAUUGAUGACACCCCAAAAAGCAUGUCAUUCACCCUGUUGUUACACGUUCAUCAUCUGGAUGAUAAUAGGAUAAGCAACAACUUCAGACUGAUUUGGUGUCCGUAUUUACCCAGUUUUGAUGAUGACACAGACACAAGCGAUGACCCAGAAAAGAUGUUUGUUGUUCUAAAUGGGACUCGAGCUGAAGUCUAUAACGUUACCAUGCUGACAGAUAAGUAUGGAAAAGGCGGUCCCAUCGAUCCUGAUGAAACUUAUGACGGUUACAUUGAGAUCAACCACACAUCUGAAGUUGUGGAUGCUUCUUUCUCGGCAGAUGGAACUGCCAUAGCUAUUGCGUGUGCUGAUGGUUAUGUCAAAUUCUUCCAGCUCUACAUGUUCAAUGAUGAGAAGCAGAAGUGUCUGCAUGAAUGGAGACCGCAUGAUGGCGCUCCACUCUCCUCCAUUAUUUUCAUCGAUAAUGUUUUGGAAUACAGUUCAGAGUGUUGGAAGUUUACCAUAACAGGAGCUAACAAUAAUUCCGAGAUCAAGUUAUGGUCAUGCGAAAGUUGGACAUGCCUUCAAACCAUCCACUUCAAACCUGAAUCAUCAAACCUCAUCAUGAGCUUGUAUCUGAAUAUGUCUAUCGACUACACUGGCCAGUAUUUGACAAUAUCUGAUAUAAACAACAGAGUACUGUACGUUUUGCAACUGAACAGGAACGAUAAGGAGCAAGUGGUACAAGUUACUAUGCUCUCCCAAUUUCUCUUGAAAGAUCCAUUUCUCAGUUGUCACAUUCUUAAAGCCGAAACACGGACAGUAUGUUCCUCCUACGGUAACAGCAAUGAGGAUCUGUCAGAAGACCGUGAAGACUACGAUGAAGAGUCUGAAGGAACUGCUGCAUGUUUGAAGAUGGUAGUGAUCCAACCUAAAAAACUCCAGCAUUGUAAUAUUAUUUUCCAACCAAAGAACUUACUGUAUAAGAACCUUCCUUCUCCCAAAAGUAUUUCAAGCGACAAAAUUGACGAGAAAGAAAAAGUUCCCAAACUCGGUGACCUACACGAAUCGGUGAAUCUAUUCAUACAGCAACAAAGCAAUUCAACUGUGACACUCAUGACUCCCGAUGAUUUCACUCCUCCAGGACAUAGAACACGACCAAGCAGCGUGAGGAAUGAUAGCUCGGUGUCUUUGGAGAAACCUGCCAACGAAAUAAAGGAGCCUCCUGUUGAAAACCUCAUAGAUUUCCAAAGACCUCAGAAAGACCACUUCCCCAGUGGAGGGUCAAGCCCUAGCCGCGAGGUGCAGGAAAUUCUCUCUUUGAAUAAUUCGUCAUACAGCAACCAAGACUUCUUCGAUAGCUUACCUAACAUGAAAGAGGAACAAGAAGAGCCUCAGAAGGAUUAUUCGAAUCAGAACAGCACUACAACAUACCAAGAAAAUUUGGUGAACGAACUGGUUUGGCCAAAAAUACCGGUUGUAGAAGAAAAAGAUAUCAAUGCAGAGGACAAGUCUCAAAUGCAAGCUCUAAGCUUCCGAUUAACCGCUUUAGAAAACAUCAUACAAGAACAAAACACUCUCCUUCAGAAACUGCAUGAAGAAAGGCUGGAUAAAAACGAAUUGCUGAAAGAAUUUGAUUGUGGCCGAUCGAAGCAGCAGCUACAAAUUGCUAAGAUGCUCGAGAACCUCAUCAACUUGCAGAAGGUUAGGGACAGAGAAAUGCAGGAACAUAUCGUCUCUGCUGUUGGUCAGUUGUUCACUAAGUCUUUGUCGGAGAAAAUGCAGCAGAUUGUGUCGCAAGAGAUGCAUCAUGUUGUUCUGCCAGCCAUACACAACAUGAUCGAAUCGUACAGGCUUCAAGUGGAUUCUACAUACUUGGAAAAAGUGGCCAAUACCGAUAAAAUGUUGAAGGAAAAUGUUUGGAAAUCUUUCAACAGUAAGGCCCUUGCAGAUACUCUCAGUGUUUCAGUCGUGAACAUCGUGGCACCUAGUUUAGAAAAAUGCUACCGCGACAUUAUAACAUCUACUUUGAUACCGUCCUGGGAGAGGGUGUGCGGUCAAAUGUUCCAACAAAUUAACGAAACUUUCACACGCGGCACCAAAGAAUACACAGCCUCUGUUGAAGCUUACAUGGACAAGCAAAGGAGGGUUCAAGAUAAAGGCAAAGACCUCAUCGUGCAGAUGCAAGCUGUUUCUGAUACCAUGAAAAUUAACAGCGAUAAGAUGACCACCACUGUCAGUUCUGAGAUACAGAAGCAGUUCAGCCUUGUUUUUAAAAGCAUGCAAGAUAAGCUGAUAUCCAACAUGAAAGAAGUUGUUAGUGAACAGGUCAAGCAAGGCUUCAAGAGCCAUGCUACCGUUAUUGAAGAUAGCGUAAUGAACGCUGUUCGUUCCAGAGCCGUAACUCCGUCUCCACAUGUUGAUUCACACGCAGUAACUCUAAGCCAAAUUCAGCAGAACCUUUCUAGAGGCAAUUUCGACGAAGCAUUCCAGAUGGCUUUGAGCGCUGAAAAUUUAGGUUUUGUUAUUUAUGUGUGCGAGAGGGUUGAUAUUCAAACCUUAUUUGGAGAGGACUGUAUACUUCAACAGAGUUGCAUUCUUGCUCUGAUCCAGCAGCUGAGCGUUGAACUGAGUAAGCAUACUGAUCUGAAGUUAAGUUACAUUCGAGCAGCUUUUCUGUCCCUGUCUCCAGAUUGUACCAGCACUAAACAGUUCAUUCCUAAAGUGUUGAAAGAUUUAUUGAAAAAUUUGAACAUAUUUAUUCAAUCUCAUCCGCCUCUAAAGCAUCUUAAAGAGGCAAAACUCCUCAAAAUGGCUGUGGAAAGUAUGUUAGUUAAGUGAGAGCUGAUAUAGUUUAAAGUGUUACGUUUUGUCGAUAAUAUUUUUAUGUUCAUUGUAAAAAAUUUGAUUUGAAUCCAAGAUUUAUUUUUGUAUUUCUUAAUUUACCCGUAAUGAACAUUUUUAUUUUUAGUUCUUAGAUUAGCAAAGAAAACAUGAAAAGAUUAAGACUGCUAGGUCUACUAUCCUUAUUUGAACUUUUUAUUAAAAUUGACCGAUAUUA
Messenger RNA from Leptinotarsa decemlineata (Colorado potato beetle), 3593 nucleotides. It is a transcript of the gene Ge-1, whose product is annotated as Enhancer of mRNA-decapping protein 4 homolog Ge-1. Gene Ontology annotation, biological process: deadenylation-independent decapping of nuclear-transcribed mRNA. The record is from RefSeq and is a predicted model, not a curated record. Lineage: Eukaryota; Metazoa; Arthropoda; Insecta; Coleoptera; Chrysomelidae. Gene Ontology annotation, cellular component: P-body. Gene Ontology annotation, molecular function: protein binding.